Trichomonas vaginalis G3 is the source of this 2457-nucleotide messenger RNA. RefSeq names its product pectin lyase-like family. Gene Ontology annotation, biological process: ubiquitin-dependent protein catabolic process; regulation of apoptotic process; protein ubiquitination. Bases 1 to 2457 code for a protein of 818 amino acids. Lineage: Eukaryota; Parabasalia; Trichomonadida; Trichomonadidae. The record is from RefSeq and is a predicted model, not a curated record. The transcript has a single exon.
AUGUUUUCUCCGGCGGGGGAGAAGCAGAAAAAGAAACUACCCGUAAUAAAACGCUUCGCUCCCGUCCUAUCAAGCCAUAUUGAUCUUACACCUUCUGCAGCGCCAGUGUUAGAAGCAUAUAUCGAUGAUAAUUCCUCAGCUUCAUCUAAAGGAAGUAAAAAGGCAAUAGCACCGAAAAGCAAAUUGUAUGAACCGACGCUGGGCACUAGUGUUUCAUUCGAAUUGCUUCCACAUUCACAAAAUUAUAAUGAUCGUCGAAAAAAUCCGCCCGGUGAUAUGGUCAAUGAUUUAGAAAUACCGAUUAUUAGCAUAUCAAAAUCUCAUCCAAUUACACCGAAUACUUCUACAAAGUUUAAAUUAACAGAUUUUAUAAAAAGUGCGCCCGACGGUGCCGCUCUUCUUAUCCCUGAUGGGAUAUAUGAAGAAAAUAUCGUACUUAAGAAACGAAUUAACUUAGUUUCCAAUGGCAAAACGGAAAUCCGAUCUCAGCCAGGUAAAAAUAAGAGUACUAUUAUAAUAAAGGGACCAAAUAUAUCAUUAUCAGGCAUUACUAUAUCCUCAAAUGAUAAUUCUGCCAUUACUGUCGAAUAUGGAUCAGUUUUAAUUGAAAAUUGCAAACUAAUUUCCAACGAACAACCAAGUAUUACAAUUUUACCCGAAAUGUAUGCAUCUAUAGUCAAUUGUGAUAUUACAUCCAAGUCAAUUGGCAUCUUUAGUCAAGAUGGAAUCAUAGAAUCACAAAAUACAACAAUUCAUGAUACAACUGAUGAUGGAAUACUCCUAUCAGGAGCUUCCGUUGCAAAAUUUAAUAAUUGCAGUAUUCUAAAUGGAGGAAAAAAUGGAAUUUCAUCAAAUAAUUCUUCCAGAUUUAUAAUUGAUGGCUGCAAAAUACAAUCAUGUGCCUUACAUGGCAUAAACAUCACUGCUGCAUGCCUCUGCUCCAUUAUUAUUCAAACUUCCAUCACAGAAUGCGGUCAAUCUUGUAUUUCUGCUUCUCUUCUAUCAACUCCCAAAAUUAUAGGGUGUAAAUUGGCAGAUUGUUAUGGUCCUGCUGUAAUUCUUAACGACGGAGUUGGUUGUACAAUGAGAAAUAAUUCAAUUGAGCAUUGCGGAGGGAUUGCGUCCGUAAUCAUCCAAUGUAAUGCUUCCCUGCAUAGCUCAGGUGAUAAAUAUUCUAAAACAGGCCCAAUAGCGAUCCUUGCUGCUGAAAAUUCGAAAAUUGAAUUGAAUCAAAUAAAUUUUUCGAAUAUAAAAGGGACCGCAAUCUCAUUAUCGCAUGCCACACAAGCUAUAAUUGAUGAUUCAUCAUUCUCACAUAUCUCAAAAUACGGAAUAAUCUCAAAUCUUUCAGAAAUUUCAAAUUUGAAUGUGAAAUGUUCGAAAUUCAAAGACUGCCAAAUUGGUCUUUGUUUUUUGGGAUCAAAGCUGAAUUCUAACGUGACGAUAAGCUCCUGCAGCUUCAAUUCAUCGAGAUUAAGUGGGAUUCAGCUUCUUUGUUGCUCAGGAGAGGUAAAAAUUGAAAAAUGCAAUAUUAAGAAAAAUCAUGAGUGUGGGAUCUUGUUGCAAGAGAGUACAAAUGUCAAUAUAUCAAAUACUGAUAUAUCUGGUAACUUUUUUUCGGGUAUUGAGUCCUCAAAAUCAAAUAUAAAAUUUGAGAUAGGAAAAAUAUCUGGAAAUGCUAUGGGUGGAUGCUGUCUUAGACAUGGCAGCACCAUGAAUAUGAAGAAAAUCGAGUUCUUGAAGAAUGGAGUCUCAAGUUUGUCACUUGAGUCGAAAUCUUCUUCGAUUGCUGAAGAAACAAUUUUCAAACAGACCAAUGGCUAUGCGUGUUCGAUAGUUAGGCAUAGCUUGUUAACUUUGAAUGGCUGCCACGUUGAAAAUCAUAAAGAUGUCGCUGUUCAAAUAGAAGGUCGCAAUUCAAAGCUUGUUUUUGAUAACACGACUUUAUCAGAGAAUGGUAUUGCUCUUAUAGCUUCGGAUUCUUCGCAAGUUACGAUCAAAAACACUUUAUUUGAAAAUAAUAAUCUCCACGCAGAAGUAAGAGACAAUGCAUCGCUGAAAGCACAAUUCACAAAAUUUGCAGGUGCUAAAGGACCACUUGGAAUUCACUCAAUCUCUGGAUCUACAAUUUAUUUACAAUCUUGCAGUUUGAACCAGAAUAUGGGUGUUGCUCUUGCAUGUGCUUCUUCUGCAGCAAUAGUUACAUCUGCUUUCAUUUCAAAUUCGAUUUGCGGCUUUGUUUUGUAUUCUCCACAAGCUUUGGUCGAAGUUGAAGGCGGAAGUAUAGAGAAAAAUGGAGAAGUAGGAGUAUGCAUCUACGAUGGAACAAUAAAGAUGCAGAGAAGUGUUGUACAAGACCAUCAAUGCGCUGGAAUCGUUGUUGCACAGAAGGCGAAAGCAAUUAUAGGAGAAAUCCAAUUUACAAACAAUGGUCUGAUGAAUAUAAAUCGUGAAUGA